AUGGCGCCAGUGUAUGCUGUGGAGCUCGGCACCAACGGGUCCGCCUCCGGCUCCGGCCUGACGCUGAACCCGGUUGCGCAGCGGGCGCUCAGCCGCGGCGCCUCGACGCUGGGCACGCCCAAGUCGCCUCCACCGGCCUACGGGAGCAUCGUCACCGUGCUGAGCAUCGACGGCGGUGGCGUGCGCGGGAUCAUCCCAGGCACCAUCCUCGGCUUCCUCGAGGAAAAGCUGCAGGAGCUCGACGGGCCAGACGCGAGGCUCGCGGACUACUUCGACGUGAUCGCCGGGACGAGCACCGGCGGGCUGGUGACCGCCAUGCUCACGGCGCCGAACAAGGACGGUCGUCCGCUGUUUGCCGCCAAGGAAAUCAACGACUUCUACCUCGAGCACUGCCCCAAGAUCUUCCCGUCCGGCAGCGGCGGUCCUCUUGGACUGUUCAAGAGCAUGGCCGGGCCCAAGUACGACGGCAAGUACCUGCACUCCAUCGUCCGGGAGCUCCUCGGCGAGACGAGAGUCAGCCAGGCGCUCCAGAACAUCGUCAUCCCCACCUUCGACAUCAAGCUCCUCCAGCCCACUGUCUUCUCCAGAUACGACGCCAUGAGCGAUGUCUCCAAGGACGCUCUGCUCUCGGACGUGUGCAUCAGCACGUCCGCCGCGCCGACGUACCUCCCAGGGCACCAGUUCGAGACCAAAGACAAGGACGGCAAGCCCCGGGCCUUCAACCUCAUCGACGGAGGGGUCGCCGCAAACAAUCCGACGCUGCUGGCGAUGACGCACGUGAGCAAGCAGAUCCUGCUGGGCAACCAGGACUUCUUCCCGAUCAAGCCCGCGGACUACGGCAAGUUCAUGGUGCUGUCCCUGGGCACCGGCUCCGCCAAGGUGGAGGAGAAGUUCGACGCCGUGCAGUGCAGCAAGUGGGGCAUCCUCGGGUGGCUCUACAACAAGGGCGCCACGCCCAUCAUCGACAGCUUCAGCCAGGCCAGCUCCGACCUCGUCGACAUCCACGCCUCCGUGCUCUUCCAGGCCCUGCACUGCAGCAAGAGCUACCUCCGCAUCCAGGACGACGAGCUCACGGGCGAAACGUCGUCUGUCGACGUGUCUACUAGGGAGAACCUGAACCGCCUCGUCGACGUCGGCAAGGCGCUGCUGAAGAAGCCGGUGUGCAAGGUGAACAUUGAGACCGGCAAGAACGAACCAGAUGGACACAGGGGCACCAAUGAGCAAGAGCUGAUCCUUUUCGCCCAGAUGCUGGUAGAUGAGCGACGGGCAAGGCUUCAGAAGAAAGGCAACAGCACACUGUAA
Miscanthus lutarioriparius is the source of this 1302-nucleotide messenger RNA. NCBI's taxonomy places the organism in Eukaryota, Viridiplantae, Streptophyta, Magnoliopsida, Poales, Poaceae. The record is from the annotation of a GenBank genome assembly.